AUGGCCAAAAUAACGGGUGCCCCGAAGGCGCCGACUGCCUCUGCGCCUGCAACAACAACACGACGCACCCGCAGCCAGAGCGCCGAACCGGCAGCGACUGCGCCAGCACCUCGAACUGGCGUCGCCUCACGGAGUCGUGGAGGGCGGAACUCAAGAGCAAGUAGUGAAGAAGCGGACGAUGGGCCAAGGAGAAAGAAUAAUAAUGCCGCUGCCCCCGCCGUCGACCUCACCACUGUCGAUGAGGAUGAUGAUGACGAAGAUGCACAGCUUCAAGCCCAUAUCGCUCAGUCUCAGGCUGCCAUUGUCCCUCCAUCUCAGCCCAUACCUGCCGACACAAGAACAGCCUUCGAUCGCCGCCGCAUCUCAACUGGCUCGGCCAUUUCUGGCACCACCGCCAAAACUUCCUUCUCAGCCGAAGAAAUCGAGGAAAUGGACCCUGACAUCAUGAUCGAUGCCCUUCCGACUCUCGCUACUGCCGCCGAUGAGUUUGCACAUUUUCUGGCUCCAGAUGGCUCGGACACUUCUCCUGCUCUUUGGAAGGACAUUCGAACUACAGGCACAAAACUGUCCAAACUAUACGAACGCCGAAAGACUCCUUUCAACUUUCACAAGGGCAGCUUUGGGAGCCAAAAAUACAUCCAGCCUCGCAACGUUCUCAGGGCUUUCUUGGGAGUGCACUCCACGGCUGAGAUUCCUAAAGCGCCGUGGCGACCGGACCCCAUUCUCCUCAAAGCCAACCUGGCUGAGAUGCUCAACACUGUGUUUGUGGUAUGCGACAGUGAUCAGUGGACAUCCACAGGAUCAGAUGCUCUUGAAGGUCUACACGCUUCCUUGCCCGACGCCAUCGCCGGGCGCGACUUUGACCUCGCGACAUUCUCCUACUACCUCGACCUGACGGCUCAGCUGACUAUCCGACGCAUGGAUGUCUCCAUCGAGAGUGAGCCCAACUUCUCUCCGCACGCCGUUGUUGACAAUCUCUUCUACGAUGACGAUGAGACAUUUCGUCACAUGGAAGAACUUGGCUUGACGACCACGAGUGAGGAAAAUCGCAAUCACGCAUUGCAGCUGAUUGAUCGACUUGCUGAAGAGCUCAAGAAGCCGUUUCGCAGUAGGACUGGCAAUGGUGCGGCAGCAGCUAAUGGCAAGCUGAAGGCAAAAUAUCAGUGGGACUACUUGAAGAUGCACACGCUCAAGUACUACGAAGCGCGAGCAAAUCAGCUCACUAAGCGUAUUGCCAAAGCCGGUGGCGUCGCUCAAAUCUCACAAGCCCUUACAGAGGAGGUUGACAGAAGGAAAGAUAUGAAGGUUGCCGAUGAAAUCAGACUGAUCCGCCAAAAGCCGACGUCCACCCCACGCACAAGCCUGGCUGGCAUGGCUGCUCUGAAGGAACUGGAUGACAGCGACUAUGAAGACGGCUCUGCACGGGCAGCAUCGCAAGCUGAGUCUGCUGGAUCUGCGCCCCGUGAAUCUGAGGCCCAGCCUGAUUCAGACAUUCAGCUCGAGCUUGAGACCCAGCCUGAGCCCGAGCUCGAUCUCGAGCCUGUACCUGAGCUUGAAGCGGAGCACGAAUCCCUGUUCGUACCUGCCGACGAAGAGGAGCCCCCGCAGCAGCCUGAGCCUGAGCCUGAGCAUGAACCUCAGCGCCUCGUUGAUGUGGUCGAACGCGACUUUGCACCCAUCUCUCCUGCCCCUCGCAAGACUGCAGCCAAGUCAAGGUUAGACCAAAACUUCCGUAUGGCAUCGUCUUUCCACGAGAAGCAUCAAAAACGCCGACAGGAAAGCUCGCAGAAACAACGAGGACGAUUCAUUGAUCCGCAGCCCAAUGCCGUCUUCGUAGAGUGGAAUGAAGACGAGCUGAGCCAGCAGGAUGAUCGACGAGCGGAAGAGACACAGUUCCGUGACCCAAGAAUAUCGCCUCCCAAAGGCAAGCGCACCCGCACGCAGAUCGAGGAGGACGAGGAGGACGAAGAAGAGAACGGUAACAUCCCCGAUCCAACCCAAGACGAAGGCUUUCAGACAGACAAUCGAGACGUAUCGGCCGCCAACCAACGUCGCAAAGAAGUGAGCUUUGCGGGACAGACUCGUCCGCCCCCUCGCUACCGAAGCCUUGAUACAGACAGGAGUGCGGCCGGACCUUCAAACUACAGAUCCACUGCGCCUGAACCGGAGCCACGCCCAAGCCCUGCCAAACGCCAACGAUUAAACCCAGGCUCAUCCACUGUUCCCUUUAAUGAGCCUCUCCCUACUGGUACAGAUCUCCCUGUAAACGAACUCUACGCCCGUGCCAAAAUCUACGCCCGACAAAACAGUGCCGUCUCCAGCGCGCCUAGGCAGCUGCAGACCCGACGACCCUGGAGUGGGGAGGAAGAAGCCGCCCUGAUGGAACUCAUCGAAAAGCACGGCGGCGAUGGCGUCAGCUACGCCAACCUCAAAAACCUCGACGCUGCUCUGAAAGACGACGCCAAGCUUACGAGUCGCAGCGCGGAGGAUCUGAGGUGGAAGGCACGCAACAUGAAGGUCACGCUUCUGCUUGGGUUUGGCAGUCAGGAGCAGUUACCUGCGAAUUGGGAGUGGGUCAUGUUGGAUAAGAAGGCGAUGGAUAAGUUGAGGUCGAGGGGUGUUGCUUAUACGCAGGAUCGGCAGAGGGGGGUUAUGUAUGCGUAG
Molecule: messenger RNA, 2664 nt
Organism: Zasmidium cellare ATCC 36951
Lineage: Eukaryota; Fungi; Ascomycota; Dothideomycetes; Mycosphaerellales; Mycosphaerellaceae
Exons: 2
Coding region: 1-2664 (887 amino acids)
Source: RefSeq, a predicted model, not a curated record